Molecule: messenger RNA, 541 nt
Organism: Cuscuta epithymum
Lineage: Eukaryota; Viridiplantae; Streptophyta; Magnoliopsida; Solanales; Convolvulaceae
Source: the annotation of a GenBank genome assembly
CGUCUUUCUCCUUCUUCAUUAUCUCUCUAUCUCCCUUCUUCAUCAACGCCUCUCGGUCUCUCUGGUUCUUCGAUUCGAUGGCCUCCACUGAUUCCGCGAAUGUGUUACCAGAACCGGUUGAAUCUAAUAAGUCUCCCAAUACUGAUUUGAAAGAUGAUGCUACAAACCCUAAGCCGGCUGGGGAAGUGGUGACCAUUCCGAAUCCGGCUCCGGCCAUCGAUGAGGACUUGACCGAAUCAGAGACAAUGAGGGGUAGGAGUUCAGUAACUGAUUCUGGAUGGGCUAUACGCAAGAAAUGGGGCUCUGAUUGCGUGGAGGACACGUACGAGGGAUUUCCAGAGUUAGACGGGGAAGAAGUGACCUCAAAGCCGCCAUGGUCUCCAGAUCCAUUAGACCAUAUGUUCGGUCACGAUCGUCGUCGUCCUUGGAUGCCGUUUUCUGGGGGAAGCCUGUAACCUUGUCUCAUUUUCUUAAAGUUGUGAUGUACGGUGGUUGCUUUAUGUAUUAUUGUUGUUAAAAACUCUAGCUGAACCGAUGCACG